Lithohypha guttulata is the source of this 1512-nucleotide messenger RNA. RefSeq lists its product as uncharacterized. The coding region runs from base 1 to 1512 and encodes 503 amino acids. NCBI's taxonomy places the organism in Eukaryota, Fungi, Ascomycota, Eurotiomycetes, Chaetothyriales, Trichomeriaceae. Gene Ontology annotation, molecular function: oxidoreductase activity. The record is from RefSeq and is a predicted model, not a curated record. The transcript has a single exon.
AUGAACAACGGCAAGGAUGGGUUUCAGUGGACGCCUGAGCAUGGUCUCCAGCAUGGUCUGCCAACUCUAGGUACCAUCGACCCUCUCAAAAAGCACUCUGCCACAUCUCAAGUCUACGACGUGAUCGUCGUCGGCGCAGGAUACGCAGGUCUUAUAGCCACAAGAGACCUGACAACAACAGGACAUAAAGUCCUACUACUAGAAGCACGAGACCGUAUUGGCGGCCGCACAUGGUCCUCAAACCUAGACGGCUACCCUUUCGAACUUGGCGGGACAUGGAUUCACUGGAACCAGCCACACGUGUAUAAAGAGAUCUCGCGGUAUGGUCUACAGGAUGAUCUCGAGAACAGCCAUGACUUGACAAGGGGUAUCAAUUCGUUCCUGGUGAAGACAGGUGGGCAGUUUCAUAAGAUGAGUAGAGCUGAGGAGGGCCAGAUAAUGGACAAAGUACUUCGGAAAUUCGUCAAUGUCGAUGGCACUUUCUGCAGGACCACGAUACCGAUGCCAGGCAGUCCAUCGCUUGGCUCUAGUCCAGCAGUACAAGAGCUCGACAAGCUAUCACUCCGCGAUCGUCUGAAUCAAAUCGAGUCUGAACUAUCCAGCAUCGAGAAAGCAGUUCUCGAAGGCUUUCUGGCAAUUACCUGCGGCGCACAAGAUCUCGCAGACGCCAGCUUCGUGGAAAUGCUUCGCUGGUGGGCCCUCAACAACUACGACAUGGUGCUCUUCAUGGAACAAUGUCUAACCUACAAGCUGCGCUCCGGCCAAUCAAACUUCGCACGGCACUUCUUCGACGAAGCCCUUGCGACAGGACGGCUAGAAUACCGUUUCAAUGCCGUCGUGAAAUCGAUUAACCAAGACCAAGCUGAUGGCACUGUAACCAUCACAACAGAAGACGACAACAACAACACAUCCUAUCACGCCCACCGCGUCAUCUGCACUAUCCCCCUAAACGUCCUAAACGACAUCGAAUUCAUCCCUGCCCUCCCACCCCUCAAACUCCAAGCUGCAAAUCAAGGCCACGUCAACGUCGUCAACAAAGUCCACGUCGAAGCCGCGAAUCCAGACCUCCGUUCCCUGUCCGGUACAAUCGCCGCUCCAUACGAUAAAUUAACAUAUAUCUUCGGCGACGGCACGACUCCAGCAGGAAACACGCACCUAGUAUCGUUUGGAAGUGCGUUUACAGGCGUCCAUCUCCGCGCAGACGAGGAUAUCGAAGACACGAAAAGAGCGUUACAGGCGUUUAUUGGGGAGGGGGAGGGAGAGAGAAAGAUGGAUGUGAAGAGGAUUGUAAGUCAUGAUUGGGCGAGGGAUCGGUUUGCCAAGGGGGCGUGGGAGUGGUUGAGGCCUGGGAUGACGCGGAAGGAGGUACUUGAGGGGUUAAGGGAGAGGCAGGGGAGAGUGUUCUUUGCGAGUGCAGAUUGGGCGAUGUUGUGGAGAGGGUUUAUUGAUGGGGGGAUUGAGGAUGGGGCGAGGGUGGCGAGGGACGUUGCGAGGGAUCUUCGCGGCUUGUAA